AUGUCGGCGGAGGAACGCUUUGACUCCAUGCUCUUGGCGAUUGCCCAGCAGCACGAUGGGAUUGACGCCAUCCUUGACACCUUCUUCUCCUUCCUCGGCAGAAAAACGGACUUUUUCACGCAGCCGCCCCUGGCGCGCGCGGCGGUGCAGCGGGCGCUUGACCGCCACCUAGCCCAGGCCGAAGAGCGGCUGCGACAGAAACAGGCGGAAGAGGAGCGACAGAGGCAAAAGGCUGCCGCCGCCUCACGCGUGGAGGUGUUGGAGGACGAGGAGGACGUGGCUGCCAAAGCAGCUGCGAAGGCAGCCGCGGAGGCCGCCAAGCGCAAGUCGGAAAUGGAGAAGGCGGCCAAUGCGGUGGCCAACGCCAAGGAGGACGAGGACGGCAUGAGGCCAAAGGGGCUUCCCCCGAACGUGGGGAACGGGUUCGACUACGAACACUAUAUGUUUUCGCAGACGCUGCAGGAGGUGGAGGUGCGGGUGCCGCUGCCCAUCGCGAAUGCCAGGGGGCGGGACCUCGACAUCGCGCUGCAGCAGCGGCACAUGCGCGUGGGCAUGAAAGGGAAGCCGCCCAUCGUGGACGGCGACCUGUUCGCCGCCGUGAAGGCGGAGGAGUGCAUGUGGACCAUCGAUGAUGGCUGCACGGUGGUCGUCACGCUGACGAAGAUGAACCAGAUGGAGUGGUGGAAGACGGUGAUUGCGGGCGACGCUGAAAUCGACCUGCAGAAGGUGGUGCCGGAGAACUCCAAGCUAGACGACCUCGACAGUGAGACGCGGCAGACGGUGGAGAAGAUGAUGUACGACCAGCGUCAGAAGGCGAUGGGGCUGCCAACCUCUGAGGAGCAACAGAAGCGGGACAUGCUGGCCAAGUUCAUGGCGGCACACCCCGAGAUGGACUUUUCGCAGGCAAAGAUUUGCUGA
Molecule: messenger RNA, 918 nt
Organism: Trypanosoma rangeli
Lineage: Eukaryota; Euglenozoa; Kinetoplastea; Trypanosomatida; Trypanosomatidae
Product: nuclear distribution protein C like protein
Exons: 1
Coding region: 1-918 (305 amino acids)
Biological process (GO): protein folding
Cellular component (GO): cytoplasm
Source: RefSeq, a predicted model, not a curated record